ACGACCCCAUCGAAUUGGGACAGCGGGAACAAUGUUUUCAAGCUACAACAAUCGAUACUUCACCACUAACGUCUUAUCACGUGAAAAUAACGAAGAAUUGGCACAUUGGCAAAAUACACCUUUUAACUUUGACAUUCCCCCUGGUCUGCGGUUGCUGGACGACGAACCCUUGGUUUCUCCGUCGUUAUCCCCAGAAGGUAACGAUCUAGCUUCCGGACGACAAGUUUAUCAACAACCACCCCUAACUCAACCACAACAAGUCAAUCAAAUGCCAGCGGCCAGCGGUCUCACUCCAUUCCUAUCACCCUCAAGUCCUCCCUCGACAUCGAACGUCAACAACUUUUCUGCAGUCUACCCGUCUCCCACUUCGUCGCAAAGGUCAAUACCUGUACAUUCGAGCGAAAUGGGUGAAGAGUUAUUGCAGAGGCAACUUUCUAAUUCACAACCU
Messenger RNA from Acaulospora morrowiae, 448 nucleotides. The record is from the annotation of a GenBank genome assembly. Lineage: Eukaryota; Fungi; Glomeromycota; Glomeromycetes; Diversisporales; Acaulosporaceae.